ACGGACAUUUUUAUAAAAAUAUAGUUUUUUAAUAUUCGUACUUUUAUAUUCAACACAAAUAUAAUAAUGGCAGUACGAUCAGUACUUUAAAUGUUUACAAUCGCUUCAAUGGAUUUGAAAAGAAAAAAGACGUUUUAAUAAAUUCCAAAUUAUCACGAGUCAUCAGCUAAGAAUUGAAAUAUAAAAGGGAAAUGUUGUGUGUAUACAUUGUAUACAUACUUGGCACUUUAUCCUGUGGAUAUGCUGCUGAAAGCAUUGACGGAAAAAGAUUAGCAGAGGAACUUAAGAAAAUAAAAAAAGAUAUCGGUGUUGAUCACAUGCAGGAACAAUUCAAUAAUUUUCAACAUGACAUUAAGUCGGAUACAGGGACCCAGUUAUUAAACAAGAUUCAAUCCAGUCUUGAAACAUCCCUGAAUGACUUGAAUACAGUACUAGACAAUGUUUAUUCAGAAAUUGUAUCUGAUUCUCAAGAUUUACCAUCAACAAAUCUACAGCGAUGCUGUGACAUACAGGAAAGUGACUUAACGUACUAUCCGGAGUUUCAGUCAAAAGUCGAUAGAAGUAAAGCGUGUGUUACCACAUCGCUCUUAGCUGGAAACAAUAUGAAAUACCCGACAGACCAAAUCAGUGAUGUAAUGAAAACCAACUAUGAAAACAAUAAGAACGUGUUAUGGCAGCAUUACAGCACUAUAGAGGGUGUGUCUGUUAUUUACCCCGCCACGAAGUGGGAGAACUGUCAGAACUUUGAUCCAAGAUUUAAAUCUUCAUACGCCGCUGCAGCGUCGCCAACGGAUAAGGAUGUCGUGAUUGUGAUUGAUGCAAGUGCGUCUAUGAGACAGCCAACUGGAGUGAUAGACAAAACUAAGAUUGUCCUUGCCAAAGAGGCAGCAAACAAUGUAUUGCAAACACUUAAACCAAAUGAUAGGGUAGGGAUUGUUCGAUUUGAUAACAAUGCAUAUACUCCAACAGGAGGAACAUAUAGUUCAUGUUAUGAAAACCAACUUGCAUUUGCAACAAAAGAAAACACGGACAAACUAAAGGGAUAUAUCUUUUCUAUAGAGCCAUCUGGGAAUUCUGAGCGUAACUUUGAAAAUGCGUUAUUAGCUGCAUUCAAAUAUUAUAAUUCCUCUCAUGAAGAUGUUCAGCUUGACAACAGAGAACAAAUAAUUCUUUUUAUCACUGAUGGAGUAUCUUCAUCUGGGAAGAAUCCGGUUCAAGUUAUCAGCAAUGAGAAUUCGAAAUAUGGAAAUAAAAUUGCAAUUUUUACUUAUCCCCUUGGGCAAGAUGAAAGUGCAAAGACACAGUUACAAAGUAUGGCGAAUCAGUCUCUACACAAUGCUUCUUACGGACCGAAACAGAUUGGACGCUUUGAAGAUUUUGACCAAGGCAACCAGAAAUUUUUUCCAACAAAAUUGGCUACAUUUUAUGUGCAUCUACCAACAGCAGGCCAAGCAGACCAAUCAACAUACACUGUGCCAUAUGUAGAUCCUUUCUCGGGAGUAGGGUUAAUUACAUCAUUAUGUCGACGUGUGCAAGUAUCGAGUGGAUUGCAUGGAGUAAUGUGCACCGAUGUGAAAAUAAGUAAACUUAUGACUGAAAUUGAGUACUUCUCUGAGGACGAAUUCACCUAUGCGUUUAUGAUAGAUGGUACCGGGAGAACACUUAUGCAUCCUUUGUUACCAAAUGCAGCAUUUGUUAAGUCUACGGAAGAUCCUGUUCUUGUCGAUAUUGGUGUGUUCGAACGAGGAGAUGCUGCCAAAUCAGUUAUUGAGUCAAUGAAAAGUGGAGGCAAUGGUUCGAAAUCAUUUACGAAGUUCUUUACCAAACCACGUGGUAAACUGGUUAAUGAUGGUAGUAGUGAUACCAGUCGUCAAGCACAUUUCUUUUGGGGUUCGAUACCGAGGAGUAACUUUUCUGUGUGUAUUGUUUUUGUAAACGAAUCGUACGCAGAAAUUUCUGAAUCCAAAUUUCAACUUGGUGACAUAGAAAUAGAGGAGGUUUUUAUGUACCAUAAUCGAAGUUUGUUUACUGAUACCUCUCUCUCGGAUUGUAAAUUCUAUAAGAGGCGUGUAACAUUAGACCAUAGUUGUGUAAAGUUUUCACAAGCUGCUUUUGAAAACCCCUUUCAAUAUUUAGACCGUGAUGAAACAGCAGAAGAUGUCAGUAAAUACAAAGAUUUUCUAACAAAAAAUAUCGACACAAAUCCUGGAUUUAAGUCAACACUUCGAUCAUCAGUGUGGGCUACGUAUAAAGCUGAAGAGUUUUGGAAGAGUAAUCAGGCGAGGCACGUGGCAUGGCGAUACAUUGCAACAAAGGCAGGGCUGAUUAGAAUUUAUCCCGGAGUAAAUCUACUUAAAUCAUAUGAUCAUGAGAAACGAGGCUGGUGGCGACAGGCGAUGGCACACCCAGGCUCCAUGUUCAUAACCACACCCUAUGUUGAUGUCUGGGGAUCAGGAAUAGUUCUAACAUUUGUACAUACGUUACAUAAAAAAGGUUCGAAUAUAGUAACUGCUGCAUCAGCUGCAGAUUUUCCAUUGGAGUAUUUUAAUUGGUUCAUAACCAGUGUGUAUCCAUCCUGUGGCGGUAGCAGUUGCAUUAUAAUAGAUGACAGUGGAUUCGUUGUUAUGCAUCCAAGACUCAAAGAAACAACCGACGAAAAAUUCAUUUAAGGAGCCCAAGCAUAUCACUGUAGAGGAACCUCGUAUUGCAAACAUAUUGCGAAGUCAAGGCGUGUUAAUUCAAAAAUCAUGUCAAGAUUAUUCUACGAAUAAAGAACUUUCGUCGUAUAGGGU
Messenger RNA from Mytilus trossulus (common blue mussel), 2792 nucleotides. RefSeq names its product VWFA and cache domain-containing protein 1-like. The coding region runs from base 192 to 2669 and encodes 825 amino acids. Gene Ontology annotation, molecular function: voltage-gated calcium channel activity. Gene Ontology annotation, cellular component: voltage-gated calcium channel complex. The record is from RefSeq and is a predicted model, not a curated record. The transcript has 19 exons. Lineage: Eukaryota; Metazoa; Mollusca; Bivalvia; Mytilida; Mytilidae.